AUGAGGACCCGGUCUGGGGGCCGAUGUGCUCCAUCAAAUUCCACACGCCAUGAUUCUCCUGGUCCCGAUCCGGAUGCAUCGUCAGGAGGGCAGCAGCAUGGCAGCAGCCACAAUGGGUCUUCGUCAUCGUAUCCAUUCACGCAAAAGGCGACGUCACAGAAGAAUACCUCAGGACCUCAGAGUAGCGCAACGCAAAGGGCGAAUACGCCGUUCUGUACUCAGCGGUAUCUGCUAGGGCUGCAAAAGGGUGGGCUGUUGGAUGACCAGUGCCCAAAUGUGAGCUUGCACCGCCAGGGUGGCGAAAGCAGUCAUCAUCCCAUCAGUGCUGAAGAGUUGGUCAAACAGAUCCGACAACAGCUUGAAGAUGACAUCGAUGACUGUACACCGAUGGGCGAGUGCGGGUCUUAUGGUGCUCCAUUCAAGAUCACGAGUGCUCUUUGGGGAUACACCAUCGUUGGCAAAGGCACCACAACCAGGCUGUGGGGCGAAGUCUCUCGGGAGGCUGACGUGUAUCGUAUCUUGGCUCGAUUGCAGGGGUCUGCGGUUACUGUGUUCCUUGGUCCGAUUGAUUUGGCCAAGAUGUAUUUCUUGCACGGAGCGGGUCCCAUCAAGCACAUGCUGCUCAUGGGUUGGGGAGGCGAGCCUAUUAAGGAAGUUGAUCCUCUGAGACGUGAGUAUUCACGAUCCAUAAACGAAAUCCUCGCGCUCGGGGUCGUACAUCAGGACCUCCGUCCAGCUAAUUUGUUGUGGAAUGCCGAGCUCGGCCGAGUCCUGAUCAUCGAUUUCCAUCGUUGCCAGUUGGACCCACGCCCAGACCGCAAGCGAAAGCGGGAAAAGAAGCAUUCGCGUGGAAGGCGUAGAACCCGUGAGGGAGAGCAGCCUGGGGUGAUCUCGUGA
Penicillium brevicompactum is the source of this 897-nucleotide messenger RNA. RefSeq lists its product as uncharacterized. The record is from RefSeq and is a predicted model, not a curated record. Bases 1 to 897 code for a protein of 298 amino acids. NCBI's taxonomy places the organism in Eukaryota, Fungi, Ascomycota, Eurotiomycetes, Eurotiales, Aspergillaceae. The transcript has a single exon.